Molecule: messenger RNA, 4470 nt
Organism: Morchella sextelata
Lineage: Eukaryota; Fungi; Ascomycota; Pezizomycetes; Pezizales; Morchellaceae
Exons: 8
Coding region: 1-4470 (1489 amino acids)
Biological process (GO): DNA damage response; protein polyubiquitination
Cellular component (GO): nucleus
Molecular function (GO): ubiquitin protein ligase activity; ATP-dependent chromatin remodeler activity; ATP binding
Source: RefSeq, a predicted model, not a curated record
AUGGCGACCGGGAGUCUCUGUUGUGUUUCUGCCUCUAUCGCACACCUAAACAAUGAGAACAUUGCUUCUUCGGUCGCUGCUACUACCAACAGUACCAGCACUACUACUGCUACUGCACAUGUUCCACGACUAAAGCGGCAGAAACGCAGCGGCGGUGAUAUUAGCGGCGGUGAUAUUAGCGGCGGCGGCGGCGGUGAUGGCGGUGAUAGUGAUAGUAGCGGAGGAGAGUCAGUACAUGUAGUUCUCGCGCGGCACCAUGUCAGCUUCGCUGUGAAUCCCGAGCAGGCUGGGCUAGAGAUUUAUGCCGGUUCUGAGAUCCCGGUUGUUGUUGAUCUACGAGUGCUCGAUGGGGAGGAUGUCGACAUGGAUGCGGAUAUAGAUACCGGGAGUGCGCGGACUGGACGAUUGAUUCUUUCUUCUGCUAGCAAUGGGGGGGAGCUUAUGGCUUUAAAUCUCGACCUAAGUACACUCCCAGACACCCUCCCCCGCGAUAUAACAUGGGCGUCUACAAUCACCUCCCACUUCCCCGCCACCAAGACCCCCACUCGCCCGUUCAGCAGCUCCUGCACUCUCACCUUCGCGCCCGCAAAUAUAACACUAACCCUAACCCUCACCGCCCGCUGCCAUAACGCCCCCACAUCCUCCACCAUUGCACUGGCAAGUACCGACCCCUGGUGGCGCCUGCUCGCCGAAGCAUUCCCUGCGCACGCUCCUGUCGUUGAGGGCGCGCUCACAGUCACGCCCAAGGACUUUUACGCCGCCUGCCACACCCCCGCGCGCACGCAGGUUGUACCGGACUCGGUGCAGCAUCCGGUCCUGGAGUGCACGUUGCUGCCAUACCAGCGUCGCACAGUCCAGUGGAUGCUGAGCCGUGAAGGCGCGGCCGCCGCCAUUCCAGAGGAUAAAGGCGAGCUUCCACCGACGUUUUUCUGCGAGAGAGACGCUGAGGGCGGGGAGUGUUAUGUGUCGCAUGUGUUUGGCAUCGUCAGUAGCGACCUGAAGGAACUUUGGCGGGCGGUGGAGUUACCGCGUGGUGGCUUGUUGGCGGAGGAGAUGGGGCUGGGUAAGACUGUGGAGAUGAUUGCCCUGAUGGCGCUCCACGCCAUGCCGGCGGCCAUGGCGGCAGACCGCCGCAAUAUUGGUGCCACGCUCAUCAUCACGCCGCCGAGUAUCCUGGAGCAGUGGAAGUCCGAGAUUGCGACGCACGCGCCGAGCGUGAGGGUGUGCCACUACCGCGGUAUGAAGCAGCACCUGUGUGCCAGCACGGAGGAGGUCGUAGAGAUGUUCUGUGGAGCGGACGUGGUCCUCACGACGUAUGCGGUGCUGUCGCACGAGCUGCACUACCUCGCGGCAAAGGACUGGUCAAAGCGUCUCUCAAAGACCAAGCGCUACGAGGCGCGGCGAAGCCCCCUCGGCGAGCUCAACUGGUGGCGCGUGUGUGUGGACGAGGCGCAGAUGAUUGAUGGCGGGCUCAGCAACGCAGCUGUCGUUGCGCGACAGAUACCGCGGGUCAAUGCGUGGGCGGUCUCGGGGACACCGAUCCGUAAGGAUAUCAAUGAUUUCCACGGGCUGCUGCGGUUCUUGCGCUAUUCUCUGUUUGAUGAGCGCAGUCCGGCGCUCUUCUCGACGCUGGCGAGGUACAACCAUGCGGCGUUCGGCGCGGUGGUGGGUAAGAUUGCGCUGCGGCAUACGAAGGAUAUGGUCAGUGAUGAGAUCCGGCUACCGCUGCAGAAGAGGGUUGUGGUGCGGGUGCCGUUCAGCGCGAUCGAGGAGCAGAAUUAUCGCCACUUGUUUCAACAGAUGAGUGAUGAGUGCCACAUCACCGAGGAGGGGGCCCGCGGCGAUGAGGUGUCGUCUGAAGUCGUGGAGAGGCUGAGAGUAUGGUUGAUAAGGUUGCGGCAGACGUGUUUGCAUCCGCAGGCGGGCGAGAGGAAUAGGAAGAUGUUUGGCGGGACGAAGGCGCCGUUGAGAACUGUGGAUGAGGUGUUGGACCUCAUGGCGGAUGCGCAUUCGGUCGCCGUCAGGAACGACGAGAGGGCGCUAUUCGAGUCCAAGAUCCGGAGAGGGCAGUUGCUCGAGAUCCAGGAGAAGUAUAACGCCGCGCUGCAGGUGUGGAUGGGGGUGCUGGCAGAGGUGCGGGAAGUGGUGAAGGAGUGUAGAGCGGCGUUGGAGGCAGAGCCAAAGACAAAGCUGCAGGAGGCCAUAGACGAACCCAUGGAAUGGCAUGAAGAGGAUGAAGAGACGGCUGAGCAUGAUUAUGAUAGUAGAGUUGAUACAAGCCGCCAUGGGACUCUGCGGAACCGGCUUCGAAAUAUCCUUGAGCUCGAGCACGCCUGUCUCUUCUGGGUCGGGACCGCCUGGUACCAGCUCAAGGAAGAGAAGGAGGAAGCAGACCCCAAGAGCGAGGAACUAGCCCAGCUCCGCCAAAAGGAAGAGGAGCACUACGACGCCGCCAAACUCGUCCGCAAAGAAAUGGUGCACGAGACUCGCAGUCGAGCCCUCAAGUUCCUUGACACCCUCCGCACCCGCGCCAACACCCGCCGCUUCGCCGCCAUCGCCGCCAUCCCCGCCUGCAACACCAACUGCGGCAUUGAGACGCAGACACUGCUCUACGACAUGACUGACAUCGCCACCACGCUCAACGCGCAAGCCGACCUCAUCACCCAAUGGCGCACCCAGCUCCUCGAGCUCCUCGCAAAGCCUAUCCUCGACGAAGACACCAACGACGACGACGAAAAAGACCGCGGCAACGAGUUCGAAAUCUCCGUGUCCGACCAGGAGCUCAGCGAGCGCCUCAUGACGGGGAUCCGGGUGCUGCUUGCGGACCGCGCUGAGGCGCUGUCCGGCGAGGCGAGUAAUGCGCUGAUCCGCCAUGACAUACAGGCGGACUUGGCGCGCAAGGGGCUGCACCAGACUUUCUUUGUGGAGAUGAUGGCACGGAGGGAGAGCGUGAGGCUGCCGGCGCAGGUGGGGUGCCGGAGUCUCAAGGCGGGGAUUGCGGAGCUCCGCCAUAAGGUGGCGGGGUUUAGGGGCGGGGGUGGGAGGUUGGCGAUGCAGAGGGAGCUGGUGGAGGAGGAGCUUAAGGUGUUGGGGGAGGUUGUGGGUACGCAGGUGGAGGUGAAUAAGAAGUUGUCAAAUGAGAUUAUGUUUUUCCGCAAUGUGACGAAUGCGAGGAAGGAGUACUAUUCGCAGAUGCAGGCGAUCUCAGAUACAGUGGCGCCUUUUGAGCCGGAGGUGUUCUUCUCGAGGAGCGUGCGCAUUGAUGAUGCGUUGUUCCAGAAACUGCUUAAUGAGGAGAAGGCCUUGGCUGAGAAAAUUACAAAGGCAAAGAGUAAAUUGCGCUACCUGGUACAUCUGAAAGGAAAAGGCGUCGAGGAGGAGCAGGAUUGUCUAAUCUGUAAAGAAACCUACGAGAUUGGCAUACUCACGAGCUGCGGCCACUCUUACUGCAAGGAAUGCAUGGUCGAAUGGUACAAAACCUCUCAUAAGUGCCCAGCAUGCACGGCGACAUUGAGCUUGAAGGAUAUGUACCAGAUCUCAUAUCGUCCCAAGGAAGCCACCAUGCAAGAAGAGCGCGCCCUAGCUUCCAGCAGCUCUGAUGCCGCCUCCGCCUCCGCCAGCAUCUACUCCGGCAUGGAUAAGCGCAUCAUGGACGAGAUAAAACGUGUCGAGAUCAAGCAGCACUUUGGCUCCAAGAUCGAUAUGAUAAUCCGUCACCUCCUCUGGCUGCGCCAGCACGAACCGGGCUUUAAAGCCGUCAUCUUCUCGCAAUGGGGCGACUUCCUCGACUUCAUGAAGACAGUCCUUACACACUCCCACAUCGGCUUCGCCACGCUCGACAAGCGCGGCGGCAUCCACACUUUCAAGACCGACCCGUCGACCCACUGCUUCCUGCUACACGCAAAGUCACAGAGCGCCGGAUUGAGCCUUGUCAACGCGACCCACGUCUUCCUCUGCGAGCCGCUGCUCAACGUCUCGCUGGAGCUGCAGGCAAUAUCGCGUGUCCACCGCAUUGGGCAGAAACGCCCGACGACGGUGUGGCUGUAUGUUAUCGACGGCACGGUCGAAGAGAACGUGUGGGCGCUGGCGACGAAACGGAGGCUGGGGCUGAUGGAGGCUUGCGGGGAGUCUGCGGAGUCUGUGGAUCCUUCGCAGGAGGAGGAGGGGGGUAGUAGCCAGUCGAGUAGUGGGAGCACUAGCACUGGGUCCUCGCCGGCGUCGUCGCCCGAGGAGUCGCAGGAGGAGAGGAGGCUGGAUGUGGCCAACUCGGUGGAGCUGCAGAAGGUCGUGGGGGGGCUGGUGGAGAAGGGGGUUGGUGGCGGGGAGGUGGUGGGGUGUGGGGAUGUGUGGGAGUGUGUGUUUGGUGCGGGAGAGGGCGCGGGCAGGGGACGCGGGAAGGAGGUGGAGGAUGUGGUGAGGAGGGAGAUGUUGGCGGGGGCGGCGGAGGGGAGGAUGCGUGGGGAGAAUUAA